Diachasmimorpha longicaudata is the source of this 1494-nucleotide messenger RNA. It is a transcript of the gene Idgf4, whose product is annotated as chitinase-like protein Idgf4. The record is from RefSeq and is a predicted model, not a curated record. Gene Ontology annotation, cellular component: extracellular region. Gene Ontology annotation, molecular function: chitinase activity; chitin binding. NCBI's taxonomy places the organism in Eukaryota, Metazoa, Arthropoda, Insecta, Hymenoptera, Braconidae. The transcript is spliced from 6 exons. Gene Ontology annotation, biological process: carbohydrate metabolic process; chitin catabolic process. Bases 126 to 1427 code for a protein of 433 amino acids.
UUUAUAGCCUUCCCCCUCCUUAUUCCCGCGGUGAACGACGAUCUUAAAAUCUCUAGCUCACUGGAGCGCUCGCAGUUUGUUUCCUUCAAGUCUCUAAAGUUGUUGGUUGAUAUCGAAAUCCCAAGAUGAGGGGACUUCUCUUAGCGCUAAUUGCGGUUAGCGUUGGCCUUUGCGCGGGUGUUGAUCCUCAUGAGCACAACAAAAUCGUCUGCUACUGGAACUCCACGUCUUUCGAACGAACUGGCGCAGGAAAAUUCAACAUUGAUGACUUAAAACCGGCUCUGGGGAUGUGCACACACCUGGUGUACGGUUUCGCAGGAAUCAAAGCUGACAUACUCGAAGCAGCGCCCUUACGACCGGAUCUCGAUACCGGCGCAGGCUAUGGUUUUUAUAAACUCGUCACCCAGAUGAAAAGAAUUUUCCCCGAUCUGAAGGUUUAUCUGAGUAUCGGCGGAAAUGCUGAUCCUUAUGAGGAUACUCAUAAAUAUUUGACCUUGGUUGAGACACCCGAGGCCAGAACGAAAUUCAUCAACUCAGCAAUUCGUCUUUUGAAUGAAUAUGAUUUCGAUGGAGUCGAUCUCGCUUGGCAAUUUCCACCCGUCCGUGUAGCGAAAAAACGGGGCACAUUGGGCUCAAUCUGGCACGGUAUCAAGAGCACCUUUGGAUACGGAAAAUUCAAGGAUGAGAAGGAGGAGGAGCACAGGAAUGGCUUUACAAAUUUAGUCCGUGACCUGAAAGCACAACUGAGACCCAGGAAUAAGGCACUCACACUCACUGUCUUGCCCCAUGUCAACGCCAGCGUUUACUAUGACGCAAGAUUAUUGGCACCGAAUCUCGACGCCGUUCACUUGAUGGCCUUUGAUCAGAGAACACCUGAGAGAACUCCAAAGGAGGCGGAUUAUCCAGCGCCUAUUUACGAGAGCUAUGGAAGAAUUCUUCAGGACAAUGUUGAUGCCAGUGUUCGUUACUGGUUGGCGCAGAGUACACCCGGUGGUAAAAUCGUGGUAGGCAUUCCCACCUUCGGCCGCACCUGGACAUUAACGAGUGACAGUCAAAUCUCAGGAGUCCCUCCAAUCGUGACUAAAGGUCCUGGGGCAGAGGGUCCCCAUACAGCGAUCCCAGGGCUUCUCUCAUAUCCCGAAAUUUGUGCUCGAUUGACGGAAACCCACGUGGGUCGUCUCAGGCGCGUUGGUGAUCCGUCAAAGAAAUACGGAAGCUAUGCCUAUCAGCCUUACAACUCAGACACCGAAACCGAUGGCAUUUGGGUCGGUUACGAUGACCCUGAUACAGCUGGUAACAAAGCCAGUUACGUCAAAGCGAAGGGGCUCGGUGGUAUUGCCAUUUGGGAAUUGUCAACUGAUGAUUUUCGUGGCACUUGCAACGGGGACAAAUUCCCCAUUGUGAACGCUGCCAGGAUGAAGUUGUAAACUGUCUCCUACUGACAUGAUUGAUAUAACUUAGAUGUAUUUGGUAAUAAAUUUUGAGUUUUAAGGA